Oncorhynchus mykiss (rainbow trout) is the source of this 5261-nucleotide messenger RNA. Lineage: Eukaryota; Metazoa; Chordata; Actinopteri; Salmoniformes; Salmonidae. The record is from RefSeq and is a predicted model, not a curated record.
UUCAGAAAGAGACAGAGGAGAACAAAACAGUUGUUUUUCUAAGCCCAUGUGUCUCACACAGAGACGUGUCUCACGAAAAGAGUGGGAAGAUUUUUUGUUUGUUUUCUUCUCUUAGUUCUCACACUGGAUCAUAUGGAAUUAAAACGUUGUUAAACUGGGAUUUUCUUCAACCUGAAUUCAACUGUGAAACAGAUUUCAUCUCAGACUGAUUCUUCUUGUGGGACUAGUUUUAUUAGGAUCCUACUAGUUGUCUGGUGUGGAUAUACUACCAGUCUGUCUCUGAGAUGGGGUCCAGAACUCUUCUACUUGUUCUGGGAUCCUACUGGUUGUCUGGUGUGGAUAUAAUACCAGUCUGUCUCUGAGAUGGGGUCCAGAACUCUUCUACUUGUUCUGGGUCUUCAUUUCACUCUACUGGGGAACAUAGAGGCCAGAGAUUGCGGCCUGGGCUUCAUUGCCAAAGGGAGUCAACAAUGUGUUGAUAUGGAUGAGUGUAAACAGUGGGACAGUACCCCAACCUGUGGAAGUAAUGCCACAUGUUACAACACAUAUGGAAGCUUCUACUGUCAGUGUCAACAUGGGUUCAGAUCCACAACAUCUUUGAAGUUUACUCCUUUCGCUGGGGAGUGUAAGGAUCUCAAUGAGUGCCUGGAGAACCCACCGGUUUGUGGCAGCAACACCAUUUGCCUCAACACCAUCGGGAGCUACAACUGCCAAUGUCAACCUGGGUUCAGAGUUCCUACUUACGCUGAACACUGUGCAGACAUAGAUGAGUGUAAUGAGACCGCUGGUAUCUGUGGAGUGGGCGGGGACUGCCAGAACCAGAAAGGAAGCUACAGUUGCCUCUGUCACCCUGGAUACAGUAACUACGACAACAAACAGGCUCAGUGCUCAGUACUGACCUGUGACCAGUUCAAAGCGAAUGAGACUCCUGGACAGACUGUCCCAGGUUUAGCUGGUCUCCUGUCUCUGAUGAGGAACAGCUGUCUGGCAUUAAGUAACUCUGGGGACGCAGCCGGAGGGAGACUGACUGGAGAGGUGUUACUGGAGAAUGUCUUCACGGAGAUGGACGGCCUCUUGUCUCACGCUAUCCUAAACAACAGCCGGGAGGUGAGUGGGUUGCUAGGCACCGUGGAGGACGCCAUGAGGUUCAUCGGGCCGCAGCUCAGGGACACCCACACCACCAUGGAGACAGACCACACAGCAACUGAGCUUGCAGUGAGGAGGGGACAGACUCCGCCCACUGGGCCAAUCAGCCUGGCCAAUGACAACGCUCGGCUGGACACCAGCUGGGAGACAGCCACCGGCAACGGGACAUACCCAGGUUUCGCUCUGGCUGGGUUGGUGUCUUACAAGAAAGUGGAGAAAUCUGUCAACAACUCCUUCCAGUACCUCACUGACACAGACACAGACACAGCAACCGCCACAGCAUCAAAGCCUAGCUACCAGAUCAGUUCCAAGGUGGUAACAGCCUUUGUCAGUAACCCAGCAACAGACCACCUCACCCAGCCUGUCAUCCUCACCUUCAAACAUCUACAGGUGAGGGCGGAGUCAAUGGAGAUGAACUACACCUGUGUGUUCUGGUCGGAGGGGCGUGUCCAUGAAGAGGGAGGGGCGUGGUCAAGGAGUGGCUGUACCAAAGUCACGUCUAACGCUACACACACCGUGUGUUCCUGUUCCCACCUUAGCAGCUUUGCUGUUCUCAUGGCCCUCUACCCUGUACAGAACACCUUUGAGCUGCGUCUGUUGACGUGGCUGGGUCUGUCGUUGUCUGUGGUGUGUCUGUUGCUGUGCAUCCUGACAUUCUGGCUGUGUCGGUCCAUCCAGGGGACACGCACCACCAUCCACCUCCACCUCUGUGUCUGCCUCUUCAUCGCUGACCUCGUCUUCCUCAGCGGUAUCUCACACACACAGAGCAAGGGAGGAUGUAGGGUUGUAGCAGGUCUCCUCCACCUGUUCUUCCUAGGAUCCUUCAGUUGGAUGUUGUUAGAGGGGGUUCAGCUCUAUCGCAUGGUGGUCCUGGUCUUCAACACUACCAUAAGACCUCUGUACCUGUAUACUGUGGGAUAUGGACUGCCACUGGCUAUAGUCAUCAUCUCUGCUAUCACCUACCCAGAUGGAUAUGGUACCACACAACACUGUUGGUUGUCUCUGGAGAGAGGAUUCAUCUGGAGUUUCUUCGGCCCAGUGUGCACCAUCAUCAUCCUCAAUGCUUUCUUCUUCAUCAUCACUGUCUGGAGGCUGGCCCAGAAGUUCUCUAGUCUCAACCCUGACCUCUCCAACCUACGCAAGAUCAAGGUGUUCACAGUGACAGCAGUGGCCCAGCUGUGUGUGUUGGGUACUAUGUGGAUAUUUGGAGUGUUCCAGUUCCAAGAGGAGGGGACAGUGGUCAUGACAUAUCUCUUCACUAUCCUCAACUCUCUACAGGGAGCACUGCUGUUCAUCAUGCACUGCCUACUGAACAAAACGGUUAGAGAGGAGUAUUGCAAGCUGCUGUCCUGUAUCUGCACACCACAGAAGAAGAGAUACUCAGAGGUCAGCACCACCAACCCUUCUUCCAGCCAAUCCCAGGGGUCAAGGAGCGCAGAGAACACGGGGGAGUCGCAGAUAUGACGUCACCAAACCCCCAUAAUGCACCUCUUUACCCCUCCUCCCAUGACAAAGGUUCCCACUAGAUGGCCAAACUGUAAAGUCAAAAUGGUCGAUAUCGUAAACAUUUAUGAAAACAAAGAUUUGCGUUUAGCGAUGUGGUUAAGAUAUAUUGUAGAAAUGGGAAGUGUUUCUGAUUUAGGAUCUUGGCCAGAUAGUGACACACCAGAAACACUCAUCCCGAGGAUAGUACUGUUCAGACCAGGUUCGUAGAAAAUGUGUCCAACUAGCCCGCCGGAUAGUAAAAAUGGUAGUCCUCUAGCCAGGUUGGCCAGUGCCCAAAAUCCUUCAGUUCCAUCCCUGAUUAGACACUUCAUAUCAAACUUGAUGUUAACCACUGUCUUCUUAACAAGCAUUAGGUUAUCCAAUCAGAAGGUAUGUGAUCUUCAUGUCAUCCAAUAGGAAUGAGUAUGAUCUUUAUGUCAUCCAAUUAGAAGUUCCAUGAUCUUCAUGUCAUCCAAUAGGAAUCCAUAUGGUCUUUAUGUCAUCCAAUCAGAAGUUACACGAUCUUCAUGUCAUCCAAUAGGAAUCUAUAUGAUAUUUAUGUCAUCCAAUCAGAAGUUACACGAUCUUCAUGUCAUCCAAUAGGAAUCUAUAUGAUAUUUAUGUCAUCCAAUAGGAAUCUAUAUGAUAUUUAUGUCAUCCAAUAGGAAUCUAUAUGAUAUUUAUGUCAUCCAAUUUCACAACCACAAACGAAAGGUACUAUUUUCCACCACUUGGAUGACAUCAUAAACAUGAUGAACAGAAGCUUUCGUCCUUCACAUGAAUGUGAUUUAUAGUCAUAUUUAUUACCAAGAGCACCAGAUAGGGUGACUGUUCUACACGAUUAAAUCCAGAGAGAUUUAGAAAAACAUUAUGUGAAGAUUUGUGUUAGUUGUGAUCUAUUGGACUGUUAUUCUGUUAUACUGUUAUACUGUUAUACUGUUAAUGUGUUAUUGAUCUUUAACCCUUUAUUAAUAACAUUUAAGAAUAAGUCUUUAUAAAUGAAUAUACAUGUUUAUAAAUUAUUAUAAAUGUUGUACAUUUUUUAUGAAUGGAAGGCUGGUAAUAUUUACACAUUCUUAUAAAUGUUUACAAAUAUAAUUGUAAAUCGUUUAUAAAUCGUUAAAAGGUUUAUUCACGAUAGUUAUUUUAAAGUGCUACCAUUGACACCUCUAUGUAUAUAAUGAGAUAAUAUAAGAUUUUUUGCGAACACUUGCAGUGCUUCUGUCCAAAAACAGCAUUUAUCAACAGGAUUUCAGAAAUCCCAGUGGUAAGAUUUCCAGAAUCAGGAGGGAAAAAACCUGGGUAAAGCAACUGUUAACCUAACAAAUUAGCCUGUUAAAACCAAACAAAUUAGCCUGUUAAAACCUAACAAAUUAGCCUGUUAAAACCAAACAAAUGAUCCUGUUAAAACCUAACAAAUUAGCCUGUUAAAACCUAACAAAUUAGCCUGUUAAAACCUAACAAAUUAGCCGCUAUGUCAAGAGAUCCGAACAGCUUGACGAGGUUGCUAGGUGUUUGGUUAAAGUGAUUUCAAUAGUUGUAUAGGUUUAGGAGUAAAGUAGUAACAAUGUACUGUACAGUUCUGCCAUUGUAGAGGUCCUUAGGCACAGAUCUAGGACCAGAACACAGUAAAUUACUGUACAGUUCUGCCAUUGUAGAGGUCCUUAGGCACAGAUCUAGGACCAGAACACAGUAAAUGUCCUGUACAGUUCAGUAGAGGUUGUCCUUAGGCACAGAUCUAGGAUCAGCUUACCCAACCCAAAACCUAACUUAAAGGGCUAUCCAGGAUUGGUACAUCCAGUUUUUUUUUACUUUUAAAUUAUUGAUUUAUUGCUCUUGGUUCUUGUAGAAUAUAACUUAAAACUGCCUUGUGACCAGGUCAACAGUCGUUCCCCAUCAGAACAUUGUAGAAUAUAACUUAAAACUGCCUUGUGACCAGGUCAGCUGUCGUUCCCCAUCAGAACAUUGUAGAAUAUAACUUAAAACUGCCUUGUGACCAGGUCAACAGUCGUUCCCCAUCAGAACAUUGUAGAAUAUAAGUUAAAACUGCCUUGUGACCAGGUCAACAGUCGUUCCCCAUCAGUACCCUAACUAUAAGCUUGUUUUCACUCCAUUGUUUGUCCACAUUGUAAAGGUUUAAAACAUGGUUGAAAGUAUCAUGUUGAUCUCAUGGAUGGUCAGUCCUUGCAUCCAGAGAUCCAUCUGUGAUGUUGAGAGUGGUUAAAUUUAUCCAGGCCCAUCCCUCAGCUGUUAACCACAACAAGUGGUGGGAUGACCUGUUAGUUGCUUUUUAAAUCCAAGACUGCCCCUUUAAGGUUCCACCCUAGAACUUGGUCUCAGAAUAACCAUGGAGAUUCAGUAGAGUCUUAAAACAAUCUAAACAACGUCUACAUUCAAUGUUGUAUGUUUUAUAUUCUAUUCUGUUGCACUUUUACAAGUUGUGUAUUUUAUACUUUUAAAGAAUGUACCAUUUUCAUGUCCUUUAUCAACACCGUUCUGAAUGUAAGCACUUAGUGUUGUACUUGACUGUGUACUCUGUAGUGUGUCUGUGUGUGUGUGUCUGUGUGUGUGUGUGAGAGAUAGAGAGUGGGUAUGUUUCGGUAGAUUCAGCCACAAUAAAACGUUGCUAC